AUGUCUCAAACGAGCUAUUACCGAUCGCCGUUCGGAGACACGACCCACACCAAAGUUUUCGUCGGAGGUUUAGCAUGGGAGACUCCGACCGAGGAAAUGCGUCGUUACUUCGAUCAGUUCGGAGAUAUUCUCGAAGCAGUCAUCAUCACCGAUAAGACCACCGGAAAGUCUAAAGGCUACGGUUUCGUCACGUUUCGCGAGGCGGACUCAGCAACGAGAGCAGUCGCCGAUCCGAAUCCUGUGAUCGACGGAAGAAAGGCGAACUGCAAUAUUGCUUCUUUUGGACGUCCCCGACCAUUGACGCCUCGAGGGCGGGGACAAGGAGGAAGCCCUAGUCAAUAUCAAGGAGGAGGACAAUUAGGCUAUACCGGAAUGGCUGCUCCGCUUCAGCAGGCUCCGACCGGCCAGCUCAUGUAUCCGCAGUACGGGUACACCUACAAUUCUGACUAUGGGUACCACCAAGCGUUAUACAACACACAACUCCAACAAGCACAAUACUAUCAACAGCAAAUGUACGGAGGAGGAGCAACAUCACCAUCAUCAUCCAACAUCAUGCCUUCCCCUUACUACUACUUCCAAGCUCCAAGCCCUAGACCAUAUCCUCAACAACAUCAUCAGCAAUAUUAUGCUCAACAUGUUCAUCAUCAGCAGCAGCAACAACAACAACAACGCUUACCUUCUGCUUCUUCUUACCUAAUUCACCCAUCCACUUUCGAGGCUCAUACUUCCUCUAACGCCCCUCCUUCCCAAGGGCUAAUAUCUUCUUCCACCGAAUCACAAGCACCACAUCAAGUCUCAGGAGAAGGAGAAGAGUUCGAUGAAACGGCUGCACCUGAAAGUACAACCACGAACAACAGAGAGUAG
Microthlaspi erraticum is the source of this 864-nucleotide messenger RNA. The record is from the annotation of a GenBank genome assembly. Lineage: Eukaryota; Viridiplantae; Streptophyta; Magnoliopsida; Brassicales; Brassicaceae.